GUAGUCAUUAGCGCUUAGCAUAGCAUGCUAACGCAUGCUGCGACCUCGGCUAAUUGCUCGCUUAUUUCAUUAAUAUAUCAAUCAAAUGUGAGAACAUGUUUAAAACCAACCGGAGGCAUAUAUGAUACAUGAUGUGUUGAAUUUGAGAAUGUGGUUAAUUUUGUAUUUCUGUGUGGAUAAUAAUUAUCUCUGCUAAUCGAACUAGUGCUAUGUGUUAGCAAUUAGCCUAUUGCUAUAUAUAUAUAUAUAUAUUUAUGCUAGCUAAUGUUACAAAACUGAACGAGUUGGUUUUGUGAGCUAAAACACAUGCAGUUGUGUGCAUUUGUUACUUAGAGACAAUAAUUCAAGGAAUCAUUCUGAACAUGAUUGAUAUGUGAAUGAAUUCAUGAUUUGUGUGCACUAUGCGGUGGUGAAGUUAAGAACAUUUAAAAAUAUUUCAUAUACACACCAUUUGUGUGUGGGCUGUUAAAAAUUCAUUUUAUAUGAUACACGUGAAUGGUUUACGUUCAUUGAUUUAAGUUAAAAAAGAUAAAUACUGUACAGUUGAUUUAGAUUAAUGUUAUAAAUAUAGAUAAAUGAUCAAUCUAAAGGUAAACACCUGUUUUUUUUCUGUGUUUGAAUGGAUUUUGAUGGCGAGCUAGAGCCCAGACCCGAGGAACGUGGACCAGAGCACCGUUGUCUACAUGAAAACCUAAGUCACCAAGCCAGUAUGCAGCUCUCAAACCAGCCAAAUCUCCAGGACGUGUGCUGGUUCUCCCCAUCCCGAGUCCGAUAUUGAACAAGCCCACCAUGAUCUGAAUUGUCUGAAAGAGAUGUGAAACCGUAACUGUCAUAAACUCCACAACAACAUCAACAACAAAAUCUUAAAGAGCUGCACUGACGUCAGGUUGCAUCUGUCCGUUGCAGGAGCAGCAGUUACUGCACAGUAUCCUCAGGAUUAGACACAGAGGUGAAAUCCUGCUGUGUCCGGCAGACGCCGCAGACGCCACAGUGACCACAGGCACUCGCUUGUCUUUGAUGACGAGUCAACACCUCCAUAAUUCAACGAGUUGGACAGGAAGAGACACAUUUCCAUCUCUGAUCAAAGCGCUGAGAAAACUUACAGGCAGAACUGUGCCACGGACACAGCAUGUUUCCACCUUUGUGUCAAAUCCUGAAGGAUAUCUGCCACAGACCAGGCUGCUGCUGCUCUCUGUACCAGGAGCAGAUCCAGACCAUAGUCACUACCACGCUAGGAACUGUUCAGAUUAUGGUUGGUGUGUUCAACAUUGGUCUCGGUCCAGGACGUACGAGCACACAUCCUGGAGAUGUGACAAGCUUAGGAGCUGCUUACUGGCUGGCUGCUGUGUUCAUUGUGACUGGAAUCCUGUCCAUUUUGGCAGGACAGUUCUCGUCCCCAUGCUUGAUGGGCUUCAGCGUGUUCAUGAACAUCUCAGCAGCCGUCUUUGCCGUCACUGGCUUCGCGCUUUACGUCGUCGAUGUACGAGAUGCUUCUCUCCUCUGGAUGUGUGAAGAUAAAGGUGACGACAUCUGCAGGAAGCUGGCACUCAUUGCUCAGAGCCUGUUAAGAUGUAUGGACAUCACACUGAUGGCCUUCACUGUCCUUCAGCUAUUCAUCAAUGUACAGUUUGCUAUUGUGGGCAUCAAAGAUUUGACCAGGGAGAAAGAGGAGGAGGAUGAACAAAAUGUGGACCAUCAGCAGCUGAAGUUGGAGGAACUUGUCAUGACGAGUCCUGGUGCUUCACAUUAUUUCAAAUAAAUACAUGAUUAUACUGUUGCUCACAUCUGGCCACUUGACAUCAUGUUACCGCCCUUUAAACACAGAGCAAUGACAGAAUAUCAUAUAAAAUAGCAUGAUGUUUUGUGUCUUGUGUUGUGGAUGUAGUGUGUUGGACAUUUCAGCAAGGUUGUCAGAAUAAAGUGUUCAAACAGA
This is a messenger RNA of Solea senegalensis (Senegalese sole), 1933 nucleotides long. RefSeq lists its product as uncharacterized. Gene Ontology annotation, cellular component: membrane. The transcript has 10 exons. The coding region runs from base 1130 to 1759 and encodes 209 amino acids. Lineage: Eukaryota; Metazoa; Chordata; Actinopteri; Pleuronectiformes; Soleidae. The record is from RefSeq and is a predicted model, not a curated record.